UAGAAAUGAAAUUUGAAAUAGUUUAGCAUAUUCAUGAUCAAGAAGUUAUAAACACAUCAAUUGAUUAGCUGAAAUAAAUAUAAUAAAGUUUGAAGAGUCUAAUUCAAAAUAUAAAGCAACAUAAAAGUUUAUGAUUAUGAAACACAAUUAUGCAUCAUUAAUAAGUAUGAGUUUUUAUAAUAUAAGUAAAUGGAAGAAUCUAGUACUGCUAAUUUUAUAAGGUUUACUCAUUUAAACGAUUUGAUCUAGAUGGUGGUUUAGUAUUUCCAUAUUGAUGUUGCCUACAAGAUUAAGAGUUCUCUCAAUAAUCAGAAUAGAAAAGCAUAAAAAGGCCUAGAACACAUUAUAGAAGAUACGGAAAAAUGAUUCUAAUUUAUCAAUUAAUUAAAGUGCUGUAGG
Paramecium primaurelia is the source of this 399-nucleotide messenger RNA. NCBI's taxonomy places the organism in Eukaryota, Ciliophora, Oligohymenophorea, Peniculida, Parameciidae. The record is from the annotation of a GenBank genome assembly.